GAAUUAAGCUCUCCUGGGUGGGGAGAUCGGAACUGGGAAGAGAGAGGAGAGUCGGGGCCAUGCGGUGCGUUACUGUUUCAGACAGAGUGUGGAAGCGUUUUAAGCGCUGGACGUUGUAAUUAGUAGAUUCAUUGUUGGAAUAGACUGUGUUGAUGUUCCGUGGACUGCACUGAAUGCUUUGAUGCCAUAAAUGCACCAAGUUACGGCAUAAACUAACCAAGAUAGGAAUCGGCGGCAAGUACACGUGCACCUCUCUGUUACAUUGCAUCAGUUACUGUUACGUUAUGUACUGUGAUAAUCUGGAAACUGAUCUUUAUUCAGUGGAAAUCUUAAAAUUUCGAAAAUAAUAAAGGAGACAUUCAGAACAUAUGCAAAUGCGCUGUUGUUUUUCCUGACAAUUUGGGGGCUCGUCCGGGAUCUGAAUAAAGACAGCGGAACGAUGCUGACUGUGGAACAACCGAUAUCAACAUGUGCCGUGAGUUACAGCCUUGAUAACUAUAAUAACUGUGCGAUGCUCAGUGUAGUGAAACGAACUGACUGGAACAUAUGCUAUCAGACCGUUAGCUACAGUUGUGUGCCAUGUGAUACUGGAUGUGGAAUGGUGUAAUGAACGUUAUAGCCCAUGCAGCUGACAGUGUUUAUUCAAGUUGAUCAACUGACACUUAAAUGUUAUCAGUGACCGUAGAGUAGUGCAUUACAAAAGUGUGUAAUGUGUUGGUUCUGUCUAACAGUGGUUAGCAGUAAUACAGUUGUGCCCUAUAGUGGUGUUGUGCAUUACAAAAGUGUGUAAUGUGUUGGUUCUGUCUAACAGUGGUUAGCAGUAAUACAGUUGUGCCCUAUAGUGGUGUUGUGCAUUACAAAAGUGUGUAAUGUGUUGGUACUGCCUAACAGUGGUUAGCAGUAAUACAGUUGUACCUAAUGGUAGUGUUCAUAUUACAAAGAGAAGUAAUGUGUUGGUAUGAUGAUUUAGUGUUACCUUUAGUUGUGUUUACUUUACAAGCAGUACAGUAUGUGGAUAUAUUCAACAGUGUUAAAUUACAGGAGUGUAAUUAAGUGAAGUGUAGUAACAGUACAUGUAGGUGGUAGUGUGCUGUAGUGAUGCUGUGUGGUAAUAUAGAACUGUAGAGUGCUAAGUGUACUUAAGUGAUUUAGUAAAGCACUGUUGUACGUAGAGUAGUGUGUAGCACUCUUUAGUUGAGUAGAUAUUCAUUUUUCCUAUAGACGGCUAGAAAACAUCCUACAGCAUGGAUACGAGUAAAUACAUCAGUGAUGGUCAGAAGUUAGGGUAUGAAGCUGAACAGUUGAGAGAGUAUGUAGCAAAAUGUGAACAACAGUACCUAGAGCGUGAAGAGAGAGCACGUGUACGUGAGGAUGAAAGAAAGAGACAGGAAUUAGAAGUGUUAAGAUUAAACCAUGAAUUAGAAAUGGAAAAGCAAGAACUUGACAGAAAGUUUCAGCGAGAAGAACAGCAACGGGCAUUAGAGAAGGAGCAUAUGGAGAUAGAAAAAAUGAAACUACAGGUACAAUUGGGCGAACAGAAAACCAAAUUCAGUGCAAGUACAUCAGGUGAAACAAAGGUUAAAGCACCACGCCCAAAGUUACCUGCGUUCGAUGAAAAUAAAGACGAUAUGGACGCAUUUUUAGAUCGUUUUGAACGCUUUGCUUCUAGUCAGCAGUGGCCAAGAGAGAGUUGGUCAGUGAGUCUAAGCCCAUUGUUAACUGGUAAAGGUCUGCAGGCGUAUUCUAGUAUGCCGGCCGAGGAAGCAAAUAACUAUGACAACUUGAAAGUAGCCUUGUUGAAGAGAUAUAUGCUGACCGAAGAAGGAUUUCGUAUUAAGUUCAGAAACUGUAAACCUGACAGUGGGGAAACGGUGUUUCAAUUUGUUGCUAGGAUGAAGAGAUAUUAUCAAAGAUGGAAAGAACUCUCAGAAGUUGAAGAUACAGUAGAAAGCCUCAAUGACCUCAUCAUACGAGAGCAAUUCAUGUCGACAUGCUCCAAUGAACUGUCAGUGUUCUUAAAAGAAAGGAAGCCAAGGACUGUUGAUGAGAUGACCAGGUUAGCAGAGCAAUACCUUGAGGCACACAGUGGGUCCCCAGUCAAGGGGAGGAAUAAUUUCAGAGUUGAAGCCAUUAAGGGAUCAGAUAAUGUGGGUGCAGAUUACCUCAGUAGGUUGUGUUAAAUAUGAUGUUUGUGCUAGAUGUUAUAUAAAGUUUCACAUUUGUAAGUGAAGAAGUGGUCAAGUUGUUUCAAGAGUUCCAUUGUAGUUAUUAAGUUUAUUAUAGAGUAAGAGUUCAUGUUACACUAAAGUAGUUAAGUAGUUAAGCUGUUUACUGUUAUUAUAUAUAUAGUUAAGAUUCUUUUAAGGUGUUACACAGUUCAGGGGUUGUCGUCAGACUAAUUAAUUUAUUUGGUUGUGUAGAUGAACAUGUUGACGUUUUAUAUAGAGUUGUAAAAGGGUUAUUACCGUGUUUGUAACCUUAACCAUUUAUUAAUUGAAAAACAGUAAAUGUUUUUCUUAGUAGGGGGUAGUUGUCAGAGAAUUAAGCUCUCCUGGGUUGGGAGAUCACAAAAAGGGGGAGAAGAAAAAUCGGGGCCAUGCGGCAUGGCUGUUUCGGAUGAUUGUGGAGGAGUUUUAGGCGCUGUUGUCUUUCCUGGCAGUAUUGUUCAAUGACACCACUUUGCUUUAGGACCCUUUAUGCACUUAUUUGUUAUCAUAAUGAAGUGCAUUGUAAUUCAGACCUAGGACCGGGACAGUUCAAGGACGUAUCGGGGAAACACGAUUACGCAAGGAUAAAAGAUUUACCUCUGAAAUACCGAAAGUUACUAGUUCACAACAUGCACCUGUGACAGUAGGUUUACAUGAGAUGUAGUACUGUAUGAAUAUAGAAUAAAUAAUUUUGGAAGCGUUCUAAGCGCUGUUGUUUUUCCUG
Molecule: messenger RNA, 2931 nt
Organism: Lingula anatina
Lineage: Eukaryota; Metazoa; Brachiopoda; Lingulata; Lingulida; Lingulidae
Source: RefSeq, a predicted model, not a curated record